CACUGUGAAAGUGGAGGCCUCCAUUCACUAGUCAUAGCAGAAGCCUUUGAGGACGAUACUGGACGUUACACUUGUCUGGCAUCAAAUUCUGUUGGCUCUGAUAGUACUUCUGCAGAAGUGUUCAUUGAAGGUGUCAGCUCAACAGAUUCUGAGAGUGAAAGUUUAGUUUUCAAAUCAAAAUCUGGAGCUAUGCCACAGGCCCAGAAGAAAACCACUUCGGUUUCCUUAACAAUAGGAUCAUCUACUCCAAAGGCUGGAGUUACCACAGCUGUAAUUCAGCCUAUCUCUGUGCCCAUUCAGCAGGUCCAAAGCCCUACUUCCUGUCUGUACCGACUAGAUGGAUCCAAGCCUCUCUACUCCACACCCAUUUUUACAAAGGAGCUUCAAAACUACACUGCAUCUGAGGGACAGGUGGUUGUAUUAGAGUGCAGAGUCAGGGGAGCGCCUCCCUUGCACGUCGAGUGGUUUCGACAGGGUGUUGAAAUCGAAGAUUCUCCAGAUUUCAGAAUUCUCCAAAAAAAGCCCCGGUCUGCAGCUGAACCUGAAGAGAUAUGUACAUUGGUGAUUGCAGAGACUUUUCCUGAAGAUGCAGGAACCUUCACAUGCACAACAACAAACGAAUAUGGAUCAGUGACAAGCAGUGCGCAACUUACUGUCUGCUCAGCCAUCUCUGAAAGCUCUAGCCAUGAGUUGUCAACAGGAGAAUCUAGCAGUGAUGAUUUCCAACAUUUCCCACCUCCCCCUCCAGUUCUUGAGAUUAGUUCUCUUGAGCUUCCUCCAAAGAAGCAUACAGACAGCCAACAGGUGAACAACACUGAGUUUAGGCCCAACGUAGCAGCCGUUCAGUUACAGCUCAAUUCUGCUGAGAAGCAAACCAACGGCAUCCACUCCAGUCAUGGAGCAAAUGGAGAGAUUAACAGCAAAGCCAAGAGAGAGAAAUCUGCUCCAGCUCCUUCUGUCCUGCUUUCCCCCACAAAGGAACCACCACCAGUCCUUGCCAAACCAAAGCUGGACCCAUUAAAAUUACAACAACUACAGAACCAAAUUCGUCUGGAACAAGAAAGUGGUCAUCGGCACCAUCACCACCAGCAACAUCAAAACCCUCCCCCAUCUCCUCCUUUUCCUCCUCCCCCUUCUUUCCAGGAGCUGGUGUCCAGCCAGUCUCCUGUACAAAUGAGCAUUCUCAACUCCCACACUUCCCCCACCAUGCAGCCAUCCAGCACUUUCAAUUAUGCCCGGCCUAAACAGUUCAUUGCUGCUCAGAACAUCAGCCCUGCAUCAGGUUAUGUAACUCCUUCAUCUGGAUCUUCUACAUCUAGCCUUCCAUCCCCUAUGUCGCCAACUGCCUCCCAGAAACAAUUUGGCAGAGCACCUGUUCCACCUUUCUCCCAGCCGUUUGCUCCAGAAGGGGAGUACAUGUGGUCUCCUUCUUCCUCUUCUCCCCCUCCCCCACCUCCACCAGUGUUUAGCCCAACUGCAACAUUUUCAGUUUCUGAUUCCUUCCCACUUCCCCCACCCCCUCCUCCUCUUCUCCCUUCCUCAGUUCCCUCACCUUCCCACAGUCUCUCUCCAACUGCUAGAUUCUCUACCUCCAAUCAGUCACCAGCAGCAUUCCUCAGCUCCAUGUUACCAUCCCAGCCACCUCCUGUAUCUGUCAAUGCACUAGGACUUCCAAAAGGUGUUAUGCCUCCUGGAUUUCCAAAGAAAACAGGUAGAACUGCUAGGAUAGCAUCUGAUGAAGAGAUUCAAGGGACAAAAGAUGCUGUCAUACAAGAUCUGGAAAGAAAACUUCGUUUCAAAGAAGAACUUUUGAACAAUGGCCAGCCGAGGUUAACAUAUGAGGAGAAGAUGGCACGUCGACUACUGGGUGCUGACAAUGCUGCAACCGUCUUUAAUAUACAGGAACCAGAUGAAGAGCUCACUACACAGGAAGCUUGCUCUCUUGAUGCUUCUAUAAUGAGUCCCGUGGAUAAUCAAAAGGAAUAUAAAGUCUCCAGUUUUGAGCAGAGAUUGAUCAGUGAGAUUGAGUACCGCCUGGAGAGAUCCCCUGUGGAGGAAUCUGAUGACGAGGUGCAGCAUGGAGAUGAGCCCAUUGAUAACAGUGUGGCACCAUAUUUUGAGAUGAAGCUGAAACAUUACAAAAUCUUUGAAGGAAUGCCAGUCACAUUUACAUGCAGAGUGGCUGGAAAUCCAAACCCAAAGAUUUAUUGGUUCAAAGAUGGGAAGCAAAUCUCUAAAAGAAGUGAUCACUAUAGAAUUCAAAGAGAAUCUGAUGGGACCUGCUCUCUCCACACUGUAGCCUCCACCCUGGAUGACGAUGGGAAUUAUACCAUCAUGGCUGCCAACCCCCAGGGCAGAAUAAGCUGUACUGGAAGACUGAUGGUCCAGGCUGUCAAUCAGAGAGGACGGAGUCCUCGGACUCCCCCCAGCCAACCCCAUAUCAGAAGACCUCGAUCUCGAUCAAGGGACAGUGGUGAUGAAAAUGAACCAAUUCAGGAACGAUUCUUCCGACCCCAUUUCCUGCAGGCACCUGGAGAUCUGAUUGUUCAAGAAGGAAAACUCUGCAGAAUGGACUGCAAGGUCAGUGGAUUACCUACUCCAGAUCUAAGCUGGCAACUCAAUGGAAGACCAAUCCGUCCUGAUAGUUCUCACAAAAUGUUGGUGCGUGAAAAUGGUGUACACUCUCUGAUCAUAGAGCCAGUCACUGCUAGAGAUUCUGGAAUCUAUACAUGCAUUGCCACCAACAGAGCUGGUCAAAACACAUUCAGCCUGGAACUCAUUGUUGCAGCUAAAGAAGCACACAAGCCACCUGUGUUUAUAGAGAAGCUACAGAAUACAGGAGUGGCUGAUGGAUAUCCUGUGCGACUGGAGUGUCGAGUCUCUGCAGUGCCGUACCCUCAGAUAUUUUGGAAGAAAGAAAAUGAGUCUCUUACUCACAACACUGAAAGAGUGAGUAUGCACCAGGAUAACCAUGGCUACAUUUGCCUACUUAUUCAGGGAGCUACAAAAGAAGAUGCUGGUUGGUAUACUGUGUCAGCUAAGAACGAAGCUGGGAUUGUGUCCUGUACUGCCAGGCUUGAUGUUUAUACUCAGUGGCAACAACCACCUCAAACCACCAAGCCAAAGAAGGUGCGCCCCUCAGCCAGUCGAUAUGCAGCACUUUCUGACCAAGGACUAGACAUCAAGGCAGCGUUCCAGCCUGAAGCAAACCCAGUUCAUCUGACGUUGCAGUCUGGCUUGGUAGAGAGCGAUGACCUGUAGACCGAAGCUACCAGAUCCAUCAUUUUCUUUCAAAGCAGAAACACUGAAAGCCAUUGCCUUGACCAAUGAUACUUCUAUGUCACUUUAUGUAAAGACAGACACCUUCAAGUACAAAAAUCCCCACCAUAACCAUAUAUUUCUUAUGCCUAAUAAAUUAAGCUAGGUAGCUGAUGUACACAGUGCACAGAAAAUCACAUUCACCACUCAGUUCCCUAUGUCUGCAUUGCUAGAACUCUUAUGAAUAGCCUUUUUCAUAAAGGGCAGAACACUGAAGCGAUUCAGAAGUUAACAGUAUAGUAUGUGUCACUAAGUACCUUCCUAAGCAAGAUGUAGAUGCUACAUUAUUAAUGGUGUGAGAAGAUUCAUUUGAGGCUUUUGGGCCACAAAGGAAAUUUAAAAUGGCAAUGCAGCAGCAUAGCUACAGUGCACAAGUGCAAUAUUCUAAGAAUAAAAUAGGAAGGAAAAACUGAAGCAAAUAUCUUGUUUAUACAGUGAGAGGGGAAAUACUUGCCUUAAAAUGUUAGAAAUGCCAUUACAAUACAGCAAAGCUGACACCUUAGUUUAAUUUUUUUCCUAUUUUCUUUUUUUGCCAGGUAGGAGGGCUUAUUUACAAACAUACUGCAAGGCUAAUUUCAGCAUAAAUAAUUGAACCUAGUCAAACUAAUGAGCAGAGGCAUAAUACGCUCUACUACAGACUAAAUCCUAGCACCCAAGUAAAGGAUACUUUUGGGAAAGAGAAGAGCGCCAACAGUAUAGUUUUACUACAUAAAGUUAGCAAAAGGGGCGAGGGGACAGGGAAGUAUGGAUGUUUGGGAGGGUUAAAGCAGAAUCUGCCAACUAACAGAACUCUGCUAUUCACACAUUUGAAAUUCCUAGGUCAGCAGCAAGCUAUGGAGUUUAUGUAUUUGACAUUUCCGAAUGUUUAGAUCUUGUGAAUGUGUAUAAGGGUUUUAAGAAUGUAGAGCAAGUGAAAAUAUGGACUGAGUCUGCAACUGGAGUAUAAAUGACAAGCACAUAUUCUAGAGGAUAGUCUAGUAGAAUGAGGAUGGAGAAAAACAGAUGUGCCAUUUUACUGUUUUCUUAAGACAUGUAGGUGGAUGAUAAAUAUUUGUUCUCUUCCCUAGCAUACAAUAACUAUGCUGUGUCUAGGGGCUGUGUGCAGUAGGUAAAGACUUUAGAACAAAGGCUACUUCCAGGAAGCAAAGUGAUUCCACAUCAAACUGGACUCUACCUAGUCUACUGUACUAGGCAGCUUUGACUCUGAACCAAUAACUUUUAGUUGAGGGGGCAGACAAAUUUUAACUGGGCCUAACGGGAGGAGAGGAAAAUUGAGGUACUGAUGAUACGAGAGUACUUUGAUAUAAAACAUGCUGUAUUCCUUAUAUGAAGCACAUACAUGGUAUCUCAUUAUUUAUAAUAAAAAGUGUUGAAAUCA
Messenger RNA from Pelodiscus sinensis (Chinese soft-shelled turtle), 4696 nucleotides. The record is from RefSeq and is a predicted model, not a curated record. NCBI's taxonomy places the organism in Eukaryota, Metazoa, Chordata, Testudines, Trionychidae.